Homarus americanus (American lobster) is the source of this 3320-nucleotide messenger RNA. It is a transcript of the gene Tps1, whose product is annotated as alpha,alpha-trehalose-phosphate synthase [UDP-forming]-like. Gene Ontology annotation, biological process: trehalose biosynthetic process. Gene Ontology annotation, molecular function: catalytic activity. The transcript is spliced from 4 exons. Bases 171 to 2699 code for a protein of 842 amino acids. Gene Ontology annotation, cellular component: alpha,alpha-trehalose-phosphate synthase complex (UDP-forming); cytosol. Lineage: Eukaryota; Metazoa; Arthropoda; Malacostraca; Decapoda; Nephropidae. The record is from RefSeq and is a predicted model, not a curated record.
UUGAUUGCAGAACGUCAGUGAGCAACCACAGAGCAACCGAACAACAGCUCCUACAAGAAACUUCAUAUGAAAAGAGCACAAGUGUUACCUCGAGCUGGGAAUUUUCCGGACUUAACAAGGGUUGAAAGUUUGAAGAUAUAAAAGUAAAUCAAGUGUGAGAGAAGAGCAACAUGAAGGUGCAGUCUACGUCUCCUAUUGUGGUGGUAGCCAACAGGCUGCCCUUCUGCCUUGGCACUAACCCAGAAACUGGACAGCUGGUCAGGAAGCAAUGUGCUGGUGGUCUGGUGACAGCUGUAGCGCCUGUGGUGGUGGAGACGCAAGGGCUGUGGGUAGGCUGGUCUGGCCUCCACCUCGAGGAUAAUAAUGUUGCCAUUCCUGAAGCUGACCCAAACGACCAGACUCCUACUGCUGGUCUCAAGAGCAAUCAGGUGCUGCCUGUUAAUGUCCCCAAGAAGCUGUUUGAUGACUACUACAAUGGCUGCUGCAAUGCCACCUUCUGGCCACUCUUCCACUCUAUGCCUGACCGUGCAACCUUCCAGGCAGAUAAAUGGGAUGCAUACCGGCAAAUGAAUGCAGAGUUUGCCCGGCUGACAGUGGAGGCAGUGAAACGCCUGUCAGAGACCCACCCUGGGGAGGUGCCUCUAGUAUGGCUGCACGACUACCACAUGAUGCUGGCUGCUAACACCAUCCGUGAGAAGUGUGAUGAGCUCAACCUGCCCAUCAAGAUGGCAUUCUUCCUCCAUAUUCCCUUCCCAUCAUGGGACAUUGUGCGUCUCUUCCCUUGGGAUGAUGAACUGCUACAAGGUAUCUUGGGAUGUGACUCUAUCGGCUUUCACAUUGAAGAUUACUGUCUCAAUUUCAUCGACUGUUGUCAACGACGUCUCGGCUGCCGUGUUGACCGACAGCAAAUGUUGGUUGAGCACAACUCUCGGACAGUGUCUAUCAAUCCUCUGCCCAUCAGUAUCCCUUAUGAGCGCUUUGUGCAGCUGGCAGAGAAGGCACCUCAAGUGGUAAAGAACAAUCUUCAUGAACAACUGCUCUUGGCAGUAGACCGUCUUGAUUAUACCAAGGGUCUUGUUCAUCGCAUCAAAGCCUUUGAAACCCUACUCCAGAAACACCCAGAGCAAAUAGAGCAUGUAACCUUCCUCCAGGUUGCUGUGCCAUCUCGCACAGAUGUGAAGGAAUACCAGGAGCUGAAGGAAGAACUGGACCAAAUAAUUGGUCGUAUCAAUGGCCGAUUUUCUACCCCAAAUUGGUCUCCUAUACGUUAUAUCUAUGGAUGUGUUUCACAGGACCAGCUUGCUGCCUUUUACCGUGAUGCCUCUGUGGCAGUUGUUACGCCUUUAAGGGAUGGCAUGAAUCUUGUUGCUAAAGAAUUUGUUGCUUGCCAGACGGGCGAGCCAGGAGUCCUUAUUCUUUCUCCAUUUGCUGGUGCUGGUACCUCAAUGCAUGAGGCUCUUCACGUUAAUCCUUAUGAGACCAAUGAAUUUGCGGACACUAUAUACCGAGCACUCACCAUGCCCAAGGAUGAGCGUGAAUUGCGAAUGAAGCUGCUGCGUCGUCGUGAACGGGAAUAUGACGUUAAUUUUUGGCUAAGAUCUUUCCUCAAGACUGUUGACUGUCUCAAUGAUGAUAACAAGUCCAUGGCACCAGGCCGCCUACUUCCAAUGCGAGAAGAAGAUUUUAGUGAAUUUUUGGGUUUAUACGUAACAGAGUCGUCACGUCUGGCUCUCCUGAUGGACUAUGAUGGAACUCUGGCACCCAUCGCUCCCCAUCCUGACCUUGCUCAAAUGCCCACAGAAACACGUCGUGUCCUGGAACGCUUGGCACACAUGCCAGAUGUAAACAUAGCCAUCAUCUCGGGCCGGUCCUUAGAAAAUGUGAAAUCAAUGGUGGGUAUUGAGGGCAUAACAUAUGCUGGUAAUCAUGGGUUUGAGAUCCUACACCCAGACGGUACCAUGUUCAUGCACCCCAUACCUCACGAAUAUGAGGUGCAGCUGGAGGCCCUUAAGCAACGUCUUGAAGAGAUAUGUAUAGAUGGUGCAUGGGUUGAAAGCAAAGGCACAGGCAUCACUUUUCAUUAUCGUGAGGUUACAGGAGACAGAGUGGCAGAUAUCACAGCACGAGCACAGCAGAUGUUUAAGGAGAUUGGUAUCACCAUACACCAGUCACAUUGUGCCUAUGAGGCCCGCCCCCCAGUGACCUGGAACAAAGGUCGUGCUUCUAUAUACAUUCUCCGCACGCUCUUUGGGCUAGAUUGGUGUGACCGUGUAUCAACAAUCUUUGCUGGUGAUGACAAGACAGAUGAAGAUGCCAUGAAAGCAUUGCAGGGCAUGGCUGUCACCUUCAGAGUAACAAGAUCUCAGAACCUACGAACAGCAGCUAUGCAUCGCCUGCCCUCAACAGAUGCUGUUCUCACUAUGCUCAAGUGGAUUGAGAGAAGAUUAGGGUCUCGGGUGCCUAUAUGCAAUGGUCAAAGAUCAAGAACGGCGAGUGUGUCUAGCAAUGGAAACCGAUCUCCGCCACGCUCUCCAUCCACCCCUCAUAUUCGCUCUCGCGCUAACUCUAAUUCUGAGCCCAAUAAGCAGAUGAUGACGAUAAAUGACAAGAUAUAUCAUCAGUAUAUUGCCAAGAGGGCUUCUCCUCCCAGGAGCUCGAGUACGUCACCACCACACUCUCCAACACGAUCCACCAUGUGAACCUUGUACCUGACACACCUGUCAUGUAUUUAUUGUUCUGGCGCUUGAUCCCGCCCACUCGUGGCAGGUACCAGGGAGACAACAGCCUUGGGUGUCACCAGUUGUUGUUUUUUAAGUAGGCCAGGAAUAUGGCCUUUGCCCUGGACCAUUGCAACGUGACUCGCAACUCUGGGACAAUGUACAAAUGUUUGCCCUUAUGGGCACGCUUUUUAUAUAACUUUCUAUUUGAUAUUUUAAAUUUUUGAUAAAAGUGUCAUACUUUUUUAUCAAAUGUACACAAAUAGUUUGCAAUAUAUAUAUAUUCACUAGAAAUGACCAUUACUGAAAUUAAGUUGUACCAUAACUUAUCACUUUUAUACUGUAAGCAAUUGAUUGCCUGUGGCAACACGGCCUAUUGUGUAGGACGUCUUUUGCAACAAUAAUUAUUUGUAACAUAUAUUGUGAAGAAUGACUGCUGAGUGUGAUGACUAAGGCCUAGAGCCAACUACAUAUUUACAUAUGUUUCCUGUGAUACUCUGGUGUUUUACUUCAUAAAUUGAGCUAAACACUGAUAUGUGUGACUUUUUUAUAGGGUUUAAACAUGCCUUCAUAACUCUUUAGUAAAAGUCAAAGUAAGUCUUA